GGCGGCCACACCAUCGGUAGGGGCCACUGCAGCUCCUUCGUUAACCGUCUCUACCCCACACAAGACCCCACCAUGGACGAGACUUUUGCCAAUGAUCUCAAGAGCAUCUGCCCCUCCAACACCACCAACAGCACCACCGUGAAUGACAUUAGGAGCCCUAACAAGUUCGACAACAAUUACUACGUUGACCUCGUGAACCGGCAGGGGCUGUUCACUUCUGACCAAGAAUUGUACACGGAUAGCCGGACAAGGGAAAUUGUGGAGAGCUUUGCCGCUGAUGAGACUCUAUUCUUUGAGUCGUUCGUGCGUGGUAUGAUUAAGAUGGGGCAGCUGAGCCUGUUGACUGGGAAACAAGGUGAAAUUCGUGCAAACUGCUCAGUGAGGAAUUCCGAUAAUCAGUACUUGGUGACUGUGGUGGAAGAGGAAGUGGAGGAGGUCUGGUCUGAGUUGAAAUGAGGGUUGGUUUAAUUAGUUGUUUAAUGAAUGUUGUUGGCCAAAAUAAAUUUCUGGUUACGUAAAUGUAAUCUGUCCGUCACAUUGAAAAAAUAGACAUGCAAGUUAAAUACUCCUAGCCUUCUUUGUGUUGGGAUUUUGAGUUUGAGAAGGCAACACUGGGGAAGUUCUUCAAAAUUAAAAAGGACAUGUUCUG
This is a messenger RNA of Rubroshorea leprosula, 649 nucleotides long. The record is from the annotation of a GenBank genome assembly. NCBI's taxonomy places the organism in Eukaryota, Viridiplantae, Streptophyta, Magnoliopsida, Malvales, Dipterocarpaceae.